AUGGCGCGGUUAGAUCGUUUCUAUUCAUCCGCAAACAAUCAAUUGAAGAAAACCAAAGCCACUACCCACCUUCAAUUUCAAACUCAAUCCUUCGGAGAAAUCUUGGAUCUCCCUGAAGAAAUCAUCCAAGAUAUCCUCUUAAGGCUCCCCGUCAAAUCCCUCUUGAAAUCCAGGUGCGUUUCAAAAUCGUCGAAUUCCUUGAUUUCCAGUUCUCGAUUCGUCAAAUCUCAUCUGAAACACUCCGCGGAAAACGCGAAUUUCGCCAAUCACAAAAUCAUAUUUACUCUUUUAAACCCUACCUAUACCCUCAAGCAAUGCUCCGUUAAUUCGUUGAUGUGCGAGCCUCUGGUCGUCGCGCCCAACGUUGACUUCCCUAACCAAACCCCGUAUAGCACCGUUUGGGUUGUGGGCUCUUGCAAUGGUAUAAUUUGCCUCGCCAUUGAUGAAGACGACGUCUUUAUGUGGAACCCAGCUACGAGGAAAUCGAAGCAGCUCCAUUCUGCCGUCGUUAAAAUGAAGCCUGGCUUUUACUACAGUUGGGGGUUUGGUUAUUGCGAAUCGGAGGGUGAUUACAAGGUUGUGGGAUUGUUCUGUGAUUAUGAUGAUGGAGGUCUGCGGGAGUCGGUUGUGAAGAUUUAUAGUCUGAGGGCUGAUUCUUGGAAGAGAAUUGGGGAUUUCAGCUUUGGUGUUCCUUAUAAUAAGGUAAAAACAGUGAAGGGCGAAGAAGAUUGUCGACGAUUUCAAGAAACAGACACAAGUGAGAAAACUAUUGUGACACAUAGGGUAGUUUGGACAUUUCAUAAAUGUUGA
Messenger RNA from Salvia hispanica, 810 nucleotides. Lineage: Eukaryota; Viridiplantae; Streptophyta; Magnoliopsida; Lamiales; Lamiaceae. The record is from RefSeq and is a predicted model, not a curated record.